Molecule: messenger RNA, 1914 nt
Organism: Hemisphaericaspora subhashii
Lineage: Eukaryota; Fungi; Ascomycota; Pichiomycetes; Serinales; Debaryomycetaceae
Exons: 1
Coding region: 1-1914 (637 amino acids)
Source: RefSeq, a predicted model, not a curated record
AUGAACGAUCAAUUAGAAAAGCCAAUCGCUAACGUUAAACGAAUCAUUGAGACUGGUGUAGAUGAAAUUGUUACCAAGAAUUCAGAAAAGAAUUUUGUAUUAGAAGAAGUACAACCAGAAUUAUUUUCCAAUAUUGGUGAUGAAUUCAAAACAAUAUUAGAUGGAUCAACCUUUGAUUAUAAAUUACAUGUUGACAGCUUAGGGGAUCUCGCAGAAGAAGAUGUGAAAAAGGUUGAUAAUUUGAAUUAUGAUCUUGAUAAUAAAGCAAGGGAGAUGAUAGUAUGUUCAGCAUUUCAAGGUGUGAUUAGUGAUAUUCUUGCUGAAUUUCUCCAAAUUGAUGGUAAUGAAUCUGCAAAGCUGAAACUGUAUAAUAAAUUAGCUGCUGUGUUAGACCUUGAGAUAUAUAUCUAUGUUGAAGUAUUUAAGCUGGCCAGACAUAUUUAUUUCGAUAGCUUAUCACAAAUACUGAAGUUUUUAUUUGCCAUUUCAACUUCCGAAAUUGAAUAUUUUUGGACCUAUUUAGAAUCAAGAGAAAAGCUUAUCAAAGAGAAGAUAUUUGAUAGACAAACAAUCGGUGAUAGAAUCUCAGUCUUGGAGAUUUGUAAUUAUUUAACCGAUAAAUAUCAAUUUAAAGAUUCUCAGGGUAAACUGGAUUCAUAUAAGAAAGAUUCAUUUAAUGAUAGAUUUCAUUUUCGAGUUCGAAUCUUUGUAACAAAUCUUUUCAGUUUUGAAGAUAAUACUGGAUUGAAUAAACAUUUCCAUAUUGCUAAUAGAGUUGUUCCUCAUAUCCAACCCCAAUAUAGAGGGAAAUCUGUUCUUGUGGAUGAUCUCUUGGCUGUCCAAAAGGUUUUCAAUGAUCCGUUUUACUAUUUGAAGAAAGCAAAUUUCAAAGAAUUAAAAACAAUGACGGAGAAGAUAACCAAUGUUUUCAAUUUUAUAACUCAAGAUGAACCACAACCCCCUGUUGAUCAAUUUGCAAUUCAUCCACCUAAACCUGAAUCUGAACAACAAUAUUUAACAAAAAAAUAUUCUGAUUUAUUAUAUAUUCCUGAAACUUAUUAUAUUUCUCCAUUUCCCGGAACGAAAGAUAGAAAAGAACAUACAAAUCUUCAAAUUGAAGAUCAAAAAUUUAUUACGAAUCAAUUUAAAUCAAAAAAAGCAAAAUUGCAAUUUCUUUUGCAAGCUCACAUAAUUGUUAGUUUAUUUCUUGAAUUAGGUUGGGAAGACAAAGAACGGUUUUUGAGUGGGUUAAAGGCACCAACUAAUGUAAAGCAUUUAACGGAUGAAUCCUUGAGUGAAGCAUUUCGAAAGUCGCUUGUGAAAAUUAAGGUCAAUAUCUUAAACCACUUGAAGAGUAGUAUGGAUAAUCAGUUUGCUUACUUUUUGCAACAUAUUAUCAUAACUGAAAGAAUAUGGUGGGGUUGGUUGAUUUAUGGAAAAGAUCCAAAAACAAAUGAACCAUAUUUCUUAAAUAAAUUAUUAACUGCAGAAGAAAUUAAAGAAGUUGAAGAUAAAUUUAAGGAUAUUUUCCCAUAUAAACCAAACAAGUAUUUUAAUACCUAUGUUACUCCACAAUUAACUCGUAGGAUGAGAACUCAGAGAGGGAUUGCCAAAUUACAUAAUCCACAUGAAUUUAGUGCUGAAUUGGCCCAUGCUAAAAUCGAUCAAUUGACAGAUUCUAUUCAAGAAUGUGAAGAUGAAGAAAUGAGGGAUCUGAUGAUUGAAGAAAGAUCCAUUCUUCUUUGGAAACGAUUAAGAAAAGAACGAUCACGUAAAUGGUUAGAAUUUGGUAAUGCAUUAAAACCAGAUAUAUUUGAAAAGGAUAAAUUUAUGACUGCGGAAGAAGCGAAAUUGGAACGAAAGAGGGCGGCGUCAGAAGGGGAUGGAAAUGACCUGAAGAGAAUAAAGGUUUGA